UUAGCCAUACCUCAGUUGUAGCAAUUUUGUGGAAAAGAAAUGUCAUGUUUUGUUUGCAAUACUGAACAAACGUCAUUUGUACUGUAACCGCCGGCUGUGGCGCUCUAGUUUUAUUCGCGAUAAAAACCGAUUAUUAUGGACGGAAUUCUGUCCGAAACGCAAAAGCUGCUAAGCAGUUACCUCGAAGAUCGUGGCCAUUCGGUAGCCAUAAAGAUGCUCGACAAAAAUUUAUUCCAAAUGGGCGACCUACUCGUAAAGAGCAAAACCGACAGUGAGUUGCUAGUGGACGUACAGGCUCUGAUAACUGCUAGCAAAUGUUGGCCACUACCGAUUGCUGCCAUCACGAUUAUGGAGAAUAGUGCACACAUUUGGUUUGAUCGUGCCAGCGCAUUUCGAACGGCCUUCACACUCAAGGAAUGGGAUUUUAAUCGACGUACAGCAACAAACGGGGAAAAAAUUUACGUCGAAGAACCAACCGCCAAAGAAUGUGACACGAUUUCGAUGGCAGAAUUCCGUGCGAACAUCUUGAGAAAGACGAUCAAGAAUUGUUUCCUGUACGGUGGCUAUACAAUCAUUGAAAAUACUGACCUGCAUGACGAUGAUAUUCCCUCCGACGUUAUGCAUGUGAAAGUUGUUCAUCAAACGAACAAAUCAACACCUAAACCACACGUGGAAGUUUUGUGUGGAGCUGUGCUUACCGGACAUGAGAUACAGAAUGCGGCACAGUACAUUCAGCUGCGAGCAAAUGAUAUGCACAUGACGGCACUACAUCGCUACGGUUUGCGUAUGCCCAAUACGAUCAAGCUACAGGAGCUUGUUUCAAGCUUGGGACGUUCGGCGGCCAUCGUGGAUAUGUUACAGACUAAGCAUGCCAACGUGAUUGAUAUGCGCACUCAGCAGGAAAUAAUGCGCAACCAUUGCACAUCGAAAGGAGCUUCCUUCAUCCUGUACAAUUAUGCUCGGUUGGCGACGAUUCUUAAGAAGCAUGCCGUGCUGGUACAACAGGGUCAGCUACCGGACGUACCGCCUGUGCACGAGGUCGACUUUUCGCUGCUUGUCGAACCGGAAGAAUGGCAGUUGCUGUACGCGUACCUGAUGCGCUUUCCGAACAUAAUCCGGCUAACGAUCGGGUAUGGCAAGUCGCCACAAAUCGCCCCCUAUCAUAUGUUAAGCUUUACGCUAUGCCUAAUCAAGUGCCUGAGCAAGUACUAUCGUAGAGUUAGAAUUUUGACCGAAAACAGACCAAGACUGCAACCGGUCAUGUUUGCCAGGUUGUGUCUAAUUAGGGCGGUAUUCGAUAUGCUGAAGGUGAUACUGAAUAUAUUCGAUUUGGAACCGAUCGAAGAAAUGUAGGAGUUGGAAAGGAACGUUCCUAUGUAUUGCUUCUUGAAAAGGAGCAUCUGUUAAACCUGUUGAAUGUUGCAGGAGGAUGUUAAUGUAUCGUACUCUUACUGAAACAAUGUUACAUAUUAUUUUACAAUAAAAUUGACCGAAUUUACAAACAUAAGAAAAG
Anopheles funestus (African malaria mosquito) is the source of this 1513-nucleotide messenger RNA. RefSeq names its product DALR anticodon-binding domain-containing protein 3. Gene Ontology annotation, biological process: arginyl-tRNA aminoacylation; tRNA C3-cytosine methylation. Bases 136 to 1353 code for a protein of 405 amino acids. The transcript has a single exon. The record is from RefSeq and is a predicted model, not a curated record. Gene Ontology annotation, molecular function: tRNA binding; ATP binding; arginine-tRNA ligase activity. NCBI's taxonomy places the organism in Eukaryota, Metazoa, Arthropoda, Insecta, Diptera, Culicidae.